Molecule: messenger RNA, 1749 nt
Organism: Onthophagus taurus
Lineage: Eukaryota; Metazoa; Arthropoda; Insecta; Coleoptera; Scarabaeidae
Product: synaptic vesicle glycoprotein 2B-like
Biological process (GO): transmembrane transport
Cellular component (GO): membrane
Molecular function (GO): transmembrane transporter activity
Source: RefSeq, a predicted model, not a curated record
AAAAUGGCAAAUGGAUGAAAUUAUAAGCAAGCAGUAUGCACCAGCUAAAAGUGUUGACAAAACUUUAAACAAUAGUCCCUCAAUUUCACAAUGGAAAGUUCGAGACGGAAAAAGUGCCCAUGAAAUUCCUUUAAAUCACAUUCAUUUGUGCGUUAAAUUUAUUAUAACAAGAUGAAACCUCCGAAAAUGAUGCGGAAAAACGAAGAAUUUAAGAGCAAUACAAAUCAAAAUUCAAUUUUUGAGGCUGAUUUUGAAACGGCGAUUUCGGCAACUAAAUUUGGGAAAUUUAAUCUUUUAUUAAUUUUAAUUGCGGUUCCUUGUGGAUGGGCUACAGUUUGCGAUGCAACAACCAUGUCGUAUAUUUUACCAUCAGUUUAUUGCGAUUUAGGUUUAAAUUUGGAACAAAGAGGGAUGUUGAAUGCCAUAACUUAUUUUGGGAUGAUUUCGAGCGCUUUUCUUUGGGGAUUUCUAUCAGAUACUUUAGGAAGAAAAAAACUUUUAAUCAUCGGAUUCGCUUUGGAUGCUUUCUUCAUCAUUGUAGCAGGACUUUCGCAAACUUACGAAAUGAUUUUAGCCGCUAAAUACAUGACGGGGUUCAUAAUUAACGGCCCCUUCGCUGCAUUUACAACGGUUUUAUCUGAAUUUCACGCAAAACAAUACCGAGCUAAAGUGAUGUUAAUCUUAGGAAUAAUUUACGCAGUAGGAAACUUAAUUCUUCCGUUAAUGGCUUGGCUAAUUCUCCCAACAAAUUGGAAAGUUAUCAUUGUUGAAAACAAAUUCGAAUUACGCCCGUGGAAUUUUUUUAUUAUUUUAUCAUCGCUUCCAAGUAUUUUAAGUUGCAUUAGUCACCUUUUUAUUCCGGAAAGUCCGAAAUUUCUUAUGACGACUGGAAGAAACGAAGAAGCCCUUCAAGUUUUACAAAAAGUUUAUGCGCUAAAUACAGGGAAAUCCAAAAAAUCGUACCCGAUCCAAUCCUUAAUCGAUGAAAUCAAAGAAAGUAACACAAACACAGUUACAGCAAAUAGAUCGUCAGCGAAAGCUUUAAAAGAAGGAUUUUUGCAAAUGAAACCUCUGAUUCAAUCUCCACAUUUAAAAAAUUUAACCUUAACGUGUUUGAUACAAACAGGAUUUUUAACGAGUUUAAAUACAUUACGAUUAUGGUUACCUCAAUUGUACACAACAAUAAACGAUUAUCAAACAGCUUAUCCUGAUGAUAAAGAUGCUAAUUUAUGUACAAUGUUGGGAUCGAUUACUUCUAAUGUUGAUGUUAGUCAAUCUGAAUGUUUAGAGUUUGACUCCAGAGAUUCCGUUUACUUCAACGUUGUAAUUAUAAACAUUGUUAAUAUGAUAUUUUAUACUUUAGCAGGAAUAUUUAUAAAUAAAUUAGGAAAGAAAACCAUCCUCAUUUUCUUAGGCAUUUUAGGAACAAUAAGUGGGGUUUCAAUUUAUUUUGCACAAAGCGUUGCAACAACAACCACUUUGACAUCGUUGAGUAACGCUUCUUUGGGCGUUUGUAGCAAUAUUUUAAUAACAAUUGUAAUUGAUUUAUUUCCAACAACUUUAAGAACAAUCGCUGUUUCAAUGGUUAUGAUGGCUGGAAGAUCUGGAUCUAUGGUUGGAAAUAUUACUUUUCCCAUGUUGUUACAACUGGGAUGUUGGGAACCGUUUUUUACAAUCGGCGGUUUUGUGCUGGUUUCUACAGUGAUUACGUUUUUCUUACCAAAAACUGAUAUGAAAUCACUCGAAUAA